Oncorhynchus kisutch (coho salmon) is the source of this 1360-nucleotide messenger RNA. RefSeq names its product CDK5 regulatory subunit associated protein 1-like 1 (gene cdkal1). Gene Ontology annotation, cellular component: endoplasmic reticulum. Gene Ontology annotation, molecular function: iron-sulfur cluster binding; tRNA (N(6)-L-threonylcarbamoyladenosine(37)-C(2))-methylthiotransferase activity. Lineage: Eukaryota; Metazoa; Chordata; Actinopteri; Salmoniformes; Salmonidae. The annotation marks the transcript as partial. The transcript has 7 exons. The record is from RefSeq and is a predicted model, not a curated record. Gene Ontology annotation, biological process: tRNA methylthiolation.
UCCUCAGAGGGUGUGUGUGAGAUCUGGCUGACCAGUGAGGACACCGGGGCUUAUGGGAAGGACAUCGGGACAGACCUGCCCACUCUGCUAUGGAGACUAGUGGAAGAAAUUCCCGAAGGAGCCAUGCUGAGACUGGGCAUGACCAACCCUCCGUACAUCCUGGAGCACCUAGAGGAGAUGUCUAAGAUCCUGAACCAUCCUCGUGUGUAUGCCUUUCUCCAUGUCCCGGUGCAGUCUGCCUCCGACAGUGUCCUGAUGGAUAUGAAGAGGGAGUACUGUGCUGACGACUUCAGGCGCGUCGCUGACUUCCUGAAAGACAAGGUUCCUGGUAUCACCAUCGCAACGGACAUCAUCUGUGGUUUCCCAGGGGAGACGGAUGCUGACUUCCAGGAGACAUGUGACCUGGUGAGGGAGUAUCGCUUCCCCAGCCUCUUCAUCAACCAGUUCUACCCCCGGCCUGGCACCCCCGCCGCCAAGAUGACCCAGGUCCCUGCCCAAGUGAAAAAACAACGGACCAAAGAGCUGUCGGCCCUGUUCCACUCCUAUAACCCCUACCACCACAAGAUUGGGGAGACCCAGCUGGUGCUUGUGACUGAGGAGUCCUUUGACGCCCAAUACUAUGUGGCUCACAACAAAUACUAUGAGCAGGUGCUGGUGCCCAAGAGGUCAGAGUUCAAGGGGAAGAUGAUUGAGGUGGAGAUCUUCGAGGCCGGCAAACACUUCCUGAAGGGAAGACCGCUGGACGGCUCCGUAGUGUUCACUCCCUCCAUCGCCGAGCCGCUGCAGCAGGGGGAGGUGUCUGGCCUCAGUCAGGAGCAGCUGUCCCUCCAGCAGAAUGGGUCCGUCCCCUCCUCAGGCGUGCUGACUGUAUCCUGGAGCCCCUGGAGCCUGGACAGAGAGGGGCUGAAGCUGCUGUCUAUCAGCCUGGCUGUGGUGGCUAUCCUAGUGGUCUUCAUGUGGGAGAAACUCCACUGAGACAGAGGGGCUGGAAGACAUGGACCUGGGCCUGUAUUUAUAGAGCGUCUCGGAGGAGGAGUGCUGAUCCAAGAUCAGGGCCCCCUCCUUUACAAUCAUCCUUAUAUUCUACAAGGCAAAACUGAUCCUAGAUCAGCAUUCAUACACCGAGACUCUUUAUGAAUAAGGGACCUGGAUCAAAUACAUAUGGAAAUUAUUUCCAAGUACUUUGUACUGGGCAAACUAAAUCAAGCGUAGCUCGAGUAUUUGAAAGAGUUUGACAUAUUUAUUUGGCCCUAUAGGUUUGGUUGAAAUGGGUUUUGGAUGGGUCCUAGUUUAGCUUUAUAUGAGGAAAAACCUCUCAGUCUUGGACAAAGACGGAUUGAAUCUGAAGCUGCAUAUGAGA